AUGGCAACCUUUGGCAAGGCGACAUUCAACGCGGCGAAGUACGCUACCAGCCGCCCUACCUACCCCAGGGUGCUGUAUGACUUUGUGUUCAAGUUCCACGAGCGCGUCAAUGGCGCGCGGUGGGAAACCGCCGUCGACAUAGGCUGCGGUACUGGCCAGGCUACGGUCGAGCUCACGCCAUUCCAGCGUAUUAUCGGCGUUGACCCGAGCGCGCGCAUGAUCGAGCAAGCGCGGGAGGGCGUGAAGUCGCGCCUCGCUGGACUUGACUUGUCCUCCCGGGUCGAGUUCGUGCAGGCCUCUGCCGAGGACCUCCCUGUUGAACAGGGAAGCGUCGACCUCAUAGUUGCAGCCCAGGCUUGCCACUGGUUCAACUGGAACAAGGUUUGGCCAGAGGUCGCACGGGCGUUGCGCAAGGACGGAACGUUCGCAGCGUGGGGCUAUUCGGAAUUUCGCCUCUCGCGGUUCCCCUCUGCGACACCCCUCAUCAAUGAUUACGCCCAAGGCAGCGACCCCUCCGACUCACUCGGGACGUACUGGGAGCGUCCGGGGCGCACCAUCCUCGACGAGCACCUGGUUGCCGUCCCAGACCCGCGCGAGGCCCUCCCCGGCCAGUUCAGCGAGUUCGAGCGCAUCUACUUCACAGGUUCGCACUACCCCGACCUUGCGGGCGCGCGCCCGGUGAUUCUACGCAAGUCGCUGACGUGGACGGAGCUGCUGGGCUACUUCCGUACGUGGAGCCCGCUGCACACGUUCCACGAGAAGCACCCCGAGGACCUCGAGCGGCCGGAGGGCGACAUCGCAGUGCGGUUCUGGCGCAAGCUGAAGGAGGAGGUUGGGCGCGUGGAGGGGAAGGAGGUGCCCAAGGACGAGGAUAUCGUGGACAUCGAGUGGCCGAUGGCGCUGCUCCUCGCGCGCAAGGCUUAG
Trametes versicolor FP-101664 SS1 is the source of this 924-nucleotide messenger RNA. Its product is annotated as S-adenosyl-L-methionine-dependent methyltransferase. The transcript is spliced from 6 exons. Bases 1 to 924 code for a protein of 307 amino acids. The record is from RefSeq and is a predicted model, not a curated record. NCBI's taxonomy places the organism in Eukaryota, Fungi, Basidiomycota, Agaricomycetes, Polyporales, Polyporaceae. Gene Ontology annotation, molecular function: S-adenosylmethionine-dependent methyltransferase activity.